Molecule: messenger RNA, 1209 nt
Organism: Alternaria atra
Lineage: Eukaryota; Fungi; Ascomycota; Dothideomycetes; Pleosporales; Pleosporaceae
Exons: 5
Coding region: 1-1209 (402 amino acids)
Biological process (GO): DNA-templated transcription
Molecular function (GO): zinc ion binding; DNA binding
Source: RefSeq, a predicted model, not a curated record
AUGGUCGACUCAGGUCCUUUGGCAAAAGCUGCUUCCCAAGCUGUCUCUUCGGCACGAGUACGCUCGAGACCACUUAGCCCGUAUUAUAUCCAAGCAUUACUUCUGUACGCUAUCGCAGUGUACUGGUGUAGUGAGCCAGAAAGAGGACGAGACCUGCUGAACGAGGUCAUCUGUAAGGCGCUUACGUUGGGAAUGCAGAAGAUGGAUUUCGCAUCACAAUAUGGCCAAGGUGAUCCGGUUCUACAAGAAAGCUGGAGGCGCACGUGGUGGAUGAUUUACGUUACCGAUGCACAUAUCGCGGGGAGUACUCACUCCUUUCCUACACAAAGCGGAGCUGUGGAGAUGACAGUUGGACUGCCCUGUGAGGAGCACAAGUAUGAGUCUGGUGAUAUUCCCCCGCCAGCAACGUUGCGUAGUUAUGACAUUCGUGAAUUCUCUGACGUAGAGUUCUCGUCAUUCGCUGAGCUGAUUGGCUUCACCCGAGGCAUCAAUCAAGCACUAGCGACGCAGCGAAUGGGCGGCAUUGAAAAUGCGAAAAUGAUGGCGGAGACAGCGGAUAAUACAAUGAUGGCAUGGUGCUCUCUUCUACCUGUCUCAAAGCGAAGAAUUCUUCGAGAUGAUGGGAGCGUAGAUGAACAUCUGUUCAAGGCCAACAUGCUGAUGCAUGCUUACAUUGUUGAUCUGCACCGUCAGCUAUCCACACUCAAGUACUUUCCAAUAGAAUCAGUCUCAAGGUGCGUGCCGCCUCCACCCCCAGAUUCAAACGAGGCCAUUGAAGACGAAGCCCACAUCCACACCGCCAAGGUUCUGCUCUCUAUCGACAAGCUCAGCAGUCUUCUUACGCUUCCAACACGCUUCAGCGAGCAUACCCCCUUCAUCAUAUGUAUGAUCACGUUGAUGACCAUUGCGCAUCUUUCCGCCUGUCGUUACAUCUUCAAAGAGCCGAGGCUAUCAUUGGAGCGUGAGAAGAUUCGGCUCAAGAUGGGCGUGUUAAAGAUGCUAGGUGAAUUCUGGCCUUCAGGGAAGAGGGAGUACCACGACAUGGGUAUUAUUGCUCGGGAGAUGCUGGCGUUAAAAGACGAGGAGGUAGAGAUACCCAGUAUGACUGGACUGGUGCCACUAGAUGCUCUGGCAUUCAAUUUCGACUUCGAUAUCGACUGGGCUUGCGAACCCUUUACCUACCUGCUCUACCGUCAAGCGACUGCAUAG